Lottia gigantea (owl limpet) is the source of this 753-nucleotide messenger RNA. RefSeq lists its product as hypothetical. The annotation marks the transcript as partial. The record is from RefSeq and is a predicted model, not a curated record. Lineage: Eukaryota; Metazoa; Mollusca; Gastropoda; Lottiidae. The transcript is spliced from 3 exons.
UGUGGUUUGUGCGGCAAAGUUUUUAGUAACGUGCAAGAGCUGGAGGCUCAUGAACAAUUACAUACCAGUCACAAACCCUACGCUUGUCGAUUUUGUGGAGAAAGAUUUUCUAAAGUCUCGAUAAGGAUCUCUCACGAGCGCAUUCAUAUGGGCGAGAAGCCAUACGUGUGCGCCAUUUGUGGAUUAACCUUCACUCGGAAAUAUAGUGUGAGAGUGCACAUGAGAAGAAAGCAUGUGGAUGGAGCUUGUUUGUGCAGAUACUGCGGGAAGACGACCUUUGAUUUGCAAAGCUUGAAAGACCAUUUGCUGAUUUCAACCCAAUCAAAAGACAAAGAAUGGUGCCGUCUGUGUGAAAAAGAUAUUCCCAAGUCCUUUCUUCGAUAUCAUGAAAGAAUGCAUGCGGAUCAGAAGCCAUUUGAGUGUCCAUUGUGUAAGAAGCGUUUUGGAUACAAGAACAACAUGAAGAGCCACAUGAAGCUUCAUGCUGGAAUCAAACCAUAUCAAUGCCACAUCUGUGGCGCAAAGUUCACACGUGGCUCCACCCUCAGAAGACAUGCUAGACGACACGGCAUAGUAACUGACAGCAUGUUUCGUUGUAGCCACUGUUACAGUUUUUUUGCUGAGUAUGCAAUGUAUAGGAUUCAUCAGAAGUUACACGCCAGAGACGUGGCACACCCUUUCAUGUGCCCAUCUUGUGGGGAAGAUUGCUAUGAUAGAAUGUACUUUUCUCUGCACUUGGCAGAACAUUUAAAA